This is a messenger RNA of Dibothriocephalus latus, 819 nucleotides long. NCBI's taxonomy places the organism in Eukaryota, Metazoa, Platyhelminthes, Cestoda, Diphyllobothriidea, Diphyllobothriidae. The record is from the annotation of a GenBank genome assembly.
AUGGCUUCAUUUAUUCGAUACUCAGUCAACUCCCGUCUCUCGUCUCGCCUGCUGGCCUCCAGCAAACUCUUAAACCUUCCACUUGACAAGGUGUUUACCGGAGUAGCAGACAAGUAUGAUCUGAUGAAUGAUGCUAUGAGCGUGGGCAUUCACAGGAUAUGGAAGAACCUCUUUGUCCAAAACAUAAUGCCAACCUCUAACCUGAACUGUCUCGAUGUUGCCGGGGGAACAGGUGAUAUUGCCAUUCGCAUGGCCCGUUUCUCGAAAAAUGUAACCGAACAGCACCAGUCGCCGACAGGGCAGGGCGGAAAGACCCCACCAAAGAUCACAGUUUGCGAUAUAAAUGGCGCAAUGAUGGAGGUAGGAAGAGCCAAGGCAAAUGCGCUCGGACUAACUGAAAUUGAAUGGGUCCAAGGAAACGCCGAGAACUUGCCUUUCGACGACAACAUGUUCGACUUGUAUACCAUAGCCUAUGGCAUUAGGAACUGCACACACAUUGAUAAGGUUCUUGAGGAGGCCUGUCGUGUCUUAAAACCCGGAGGGCGCUUCUGCUGCCUUGAAUUCAGCAGGGUUCAAAAUCCGCUUCUUCGCAAGCAAGUUUCUUUUCCGUUUUAUGACGUCUAUUCGAUGCAAAUGAUCCCGGUUAUGGGUCAACUAAUUGCCGGCGAUUGGCACUCCUACCAGUACUUGGUCGAGAGUAUUCGUCGUUUUCCGGAUCAGCAGGAGUUCGCCAACAUGAUCGAGGAUGCGGGAUUCAGAAACGUCAAGUGGACUAACUACACCUUUGGCGUUACAGCCGUUCAUGUUGGAAUUAAGUGA